GCUCGAGAGUCCACAAUCGGUUUCCUACAUAAUAUGCCCCACAUUUUUUUUGCACUGCAUUGCAUUGCUGUCCACCGGUUGUGCUCAGUGGCUUAUGUGUAUUUUAGUCUGCUGAAAAAGCCUUGACGUGAGUCUUCCAUUUCUCCAGCACCUACAUGCCGUAGAAAGUGCGCUGCGGAUUGUCUGUUAACAGAUUGCCCGCCACUGUGCGGCUGUCCUCUACCUACUGAACUCUCUACUUCAAUAGGCGUCUGUCACUGCAUCUAUCUUACAAAAAUAGACUCAACUUGACCUUUGUGACCAGUCGCGACCUAGGCUAUGCACAUGCGGCAUUAGCUGCUCAUGCGUGGCGGCGACCAUCAUAGGUUCACGGUGGCGCAAUUCGCUUUAUAGAGGCAUUGUACAAAAUGUUUCUCUCUCCCAUACCUCCUGUUCUUAUCACGUCUUCAACUCAACUCGUUACUCACAUGCAUCGAGCUCUGUAUAUUGCCGAAAUUUUACACCUCAUCAGCUGCCACACCGACAAUGGCUCACUUACUAGCCUUGCGUUGACGUGUCGCGCAUUUGAAGGUCCAGCACUUGAUGCCUUGUGGAGGAAUUUGCCAUCCAUAGAGCCGUUUAUCAGGUGUCUACCCAAAAAUCUCUGGGGUUUCAAUCAUUGGGGAGAACUUAUACUACUCAAGCCCAUCGAUACCGACAAUUGGACCACUUUUCGUAAAUACGCGUCCCGUGUGCGCUCGAUUACACAGUCUCAAGAUCCAUCGCCCAUCAUCGAGCAUCUUCGAAUACUAAUGUUGUCUUACCCAUACCCAUCCUUGUCCAUGUUUCCAAAUCUUCGAAGUUUGACUUGGAAUGCCGGUCACACCCACCUAGCCAUCGAGUUCUUGCGUAUGGCAUUUGUGCCCUCCCUUGUUUCCUUGGACCUACGAAUUACCUCGAUUUCGCCAGCCCUCAUGUCCAUCCUUUCGACUCUCGGCACCACAUGUCCUAAUCUCACCUCCUUUCGACCUCAGGUAGAGAACCCGACGAUGAACCAUGAUAUUGCGCCCUUCAUAACACAAACGAUCUGCCAGCUCCGUCAUCUUUGUGCCUUGUCUGUGUGUCAGCUGGAAGAUCAAGGGAUGGUGCACAUUACACAGCUCAAGUCUCUAAAGAUACUGUGGCUUUAUAUAGAGCCUUCUUUACUCCGACGCAUGGGGUUGCCACCACAAUCGCUCGGUUUUGAACAUCUGGAUCUCUUGGGCCUUCAAGGUCGCAGACUCGACCACAUGACCGACUUCUUACGUUCUCUCCGGACCAUCCGAAGCAAACAUGUUACGGCCGUGUUUUCCAGUACUUUUUUCGCACAGCGAUCCAAUUCUGUGUCCCGGUUCUGUGCCAUGCUCCAAGAGAGAUGCGACAAUGACACCCUCGAAGCCAUAACACUCUGCGAACGGCUAUACAACAACUUCGACAAUAUAACUGCGCAACCAAGUGACUUCGCCCCGCUGCGCCUUCUUCGCAAUUUAACCCAUUUCGAUGUCGAGGCAGGAUGCACCAUCUCUAUCUCCGAUGACGAACUAUGCGAGCUGGUAAACGCAUGGCCCAAGCUCAAAACUUUCAAGCUCAGCUGUUAUCACGACAGGCGCCAGUACUACGCUGCCUACCUUCCAUGGACUAAUUAAGUUGCUCCGACUUUGCCCUGAACUGGUAUCUCUUUCUCUCGUCAUCGAUGCCACGCAGCUUGAUGGGAUAGAUGUCAAAUCCCCCGGUAAUGGCAUCCGUAACGAGGGUUUGAAGGAGCUUGUCCUCGGUAACUCAACUUUCGACUCUGCACUGGCGGUGGCUCUGGUCUUCAGCAACCUCUUUCCUAACCUGGAGGAGGUGAAUCUUGGUCCUUGGAUUUCUGGCCCACUGGAUUAUUGCGUGAUAAAAAGCAGGAGAUGGAUCGAUGGAAUUCGGUCAAUCGCUUACUUGGAAGCUUUUGUACUGGCAGGGUGCGAUGUUGAUGGCUGUGUCUAUGUAAAUCAUCUAUGCCAGCGACUACUUAUUGUGAUCACAAAUAAUUGUUUCAUUGGUUUACUGGUAUGACUGAAGAGGCAAACAUGUGUG
Molecule: messenger RNA, 2091 nt
Organism: Suillus paluster
Lineage: Eukaryota; Fungi; Basidiomycota; Agaricomycetes; Boletales; Suillaceae
Exons: 2
Coding region: 468-1664 (398 amino acids)
Source: RefSeq, a predicted model, not a curated record